Gavia stellata (red-throated loon) is the source of this 6912-nucleotide messenger RNA. RefSeq names its product protein phosphatase 1 regulatory subunit 12B (gene PPP1R12B). The transcript is spliced from 25 exons. The coding region runs from base 1 to 3147 and encodes 1048 amino acids. Gene Ontology annotation, biological process: signal transduction. NCBI's taxonomy places the organism in Eukaryota, Metazoa, Chordata, Aves, Gaviiformes, Gaviidae. Gene Ontology annotation, cellular component: cytoplasm; A band; Z disc. The record is from RefSeq and is a predicted model, not a curated record. Gene Ontology annotation, molecular function: protein kinase binding; phosphatase regulator activity; enzyme inhibitor activity.
AUGUCGGAGCCGGAGCACCUGGGCGGGAAGCGGGCCGAGUCGGCGCGGCUGCGGCGGGCCGAGCAGCUGCGGCGCUGGAAGGGCUCCCUGACGGAGCAGGAGCCGGUGGCAGCGGGGGGCGGCCGGGGCCGGCACCGCGGCGCCGGGGGGUCCCGCGUCCGCUUCGAGGAGGGCGCCGUCUUCCUGGCCGCCUGCUCCAGCGGAGACACCGAGGAGGUGAAGCGCCUGCUGGGCCGCGGCGCCCGCAUCAACACCACCAACGUGGACGGGCUGACAGCCCUGCACCAGGCCUGUAUAGAUGAGAACCUGGACAUGGUGAAGUUCCUUGUAGAAAAUGGAGCCAAUGUGAACCAGCAAGAUAACGAGGGCUGGACCCCUCUUCAUGCAGUGGCAUCGUGUGGCUAUCUGAACAUAGCAGAGUACUUACUUAGUCAUGGAGCCAAUGUGGCUGCUGUGAACAGUGAAGGUGAAGUCCCGUCUGACAUCGCAGAGGAAGCAGCCAUGAAGGACCUGCUUCUGGAACAAGUAAAGAAACAAGGUGUAGACCUGGACCUGGCGAGAAAAGAAGAGGAGCAGCAAAUGCUACAGGAUGCCCGACAGUGGCUGAACAGUGGGAGAAUUGAAGAUAUAAAGCAGCCUCGAACAGGUGCCACGGCUCUUCAUGUUGCUGCAGCAAAGGGCUAUUCUGAAGUCAUGAGGCUCUUGAUCCAGGCUGGAUUUAAUCUGAAUGUCCAGGACAAUGACGGCUGGACUCCGCUGCAUGCUGCUGCACACUGGGGAGUGAAGGAAGCUUGCUCCAUCUUGGCUGAGGCACUGUGUGAUAUGGACAUCAGGAACAAGCUGGGCCAGACACCAUUCGACGUGGCUGAUGAGGGACUGGUUGAGCAUUUAGAAAUGCUGCAGAAGAAACAGACUGUGUUGCGAAGUGAGAAGGAGACGAGGAAUAAGCUAAUUGAAGCCGACAUGAACGACAAGCCUCAAAGCGGACUCUUCACCAACAAAGAGAAGAUUCUUUAUGAGGAAGACACGCUGAAGUCCAUGGAAACUGAGGAAGAGAGCAAGGACUCUAGCAGCUCUAGUUCUGAAGAAGAGGAAGAAGCUGAAGAAGAUGAAGUUUCAGAAUCAGAUGCUGAAAAGGAGUCAGAAAGGAAGGAAGAGCCCUUUGCCAACCACUCCAGCCAUGAAACCAGGCCUAGCAUCACUGAGCAAAUACCACCACCCGAGCCCAACUCCUUCACUGCAUCUGCCAGAAGAUUCAGUUGGCUCAGCAAGUCGGACGAGCAGAAGGAUGAGUCACCUUCAUCGUGGCGGCUGGGACUACGGAAGACUGGCAGUCACAACAUGUUGAGUGAAGUCGCUGCUACUCGUGAGGCGCAGAGAGAUAAGACUUCUUCUAUCUAUCGUUCUUCGUCAAGUCCUCGGAUAUCUGCAUUAUUAGACAAUAAAGAAAAGGAUAAAGACAACAAAAGCUAUCUUGCCACAAUAGCCCCCAGAAGACUAAGCAGUACGAGCGAUAUAGAAGAAAAAGAAAACAGAGAAUCAGCUGUUAACCUAGUGCGGAGCGGCUCUUACACCUGGCAGCCAUGGAGGGAUGAAUCAAAGGGAAACGAAGCUCCUCAUUCUGGUGCACCUACUACCUACGUAUCUACCUACUUGAAAAGUGCUUCAUUUGGUAGAAGUAGUGACCUCAGCAGUCCCUACAUUUCAGCCAGUCGCAAUACAUCUCUAGCUACCUCACCCACUACCAUUGGUUCAUCUACCUCAUUGGGCACCCCGUGGCAACCUGUCUCUUCCUGUCCCACAUCUCUCGGUGCGAACACUACUGCAUCAGCCCGCCAAUAUACCAGAGCCCCUUUCAGGCAACAAACUGACUCUGCUGUAGAGAAAAAUACAGAGGGCAUCUCUGCUAGCACCCCUCUAGGUGUAAUCACAAAUCGUGCUAUACUCGGCUCUGCUAAUGGUAUUGCGAAUGCCAGUGCUGCCUCAACUACAGGAAAGGACUUCUCAGCUGAGGAAGCCAGGGAGCGCAGAAGGUCAUAUCUGACUCCAGUGCGGGAUGAGGAAGCAGAAUCACUGAGGAAGGCACGAUCCAGGCAGGCCCGGCAGACUCGUAGGUCUACGCAGGGUGUGACACUGACAGACCUUCAGGAGGCAGAGCGAACCUUCAGCCGGUCUCGGGCAGAGCGGCAAGCUCAGGAACAGCAAAGCGAGAAAGCUGAGAGCACUGAGCCUGCUGUGGACAGCAGCGAGAGGCCGGAGACCCGGUCACGGUGGAGCAGAAAUACAGAUGAGGAGACUGUCUAUCGGCGAUUAAGGUGCCCAGUACAACCAGACAAACCUACGACACCUGUAUCUCCUUCAACGUCAGCACCUCUCCUUUAUACAAGUUCAUACCUGACUCGAACAAAUAAGUAUCUAGGUCUUGACUCUGUGAAUCCAGCAGAUUUCAGAGGUGCAGCCACAGAAAUGGAGAAAAAUGAGUGUGAAGAUCAGGAUUUAGACGACAGAUCUCCGAACAAACAGUCAAUCCGAGAGAGGCGGCGGCCAAAGGAGAGGCGAAGAGGCACUGGCAUCAUUUUCUCAACAAAAGAUGAUGAUGAUGAAGUUGAUGGAAAUGAGGAAGUGAAGGAAACUCGGCAUGAAAGACUUUCCAGGUUGGAAGCAGCUACGAACCCUACGACCAGUGACUCCUCCUACAGCGACCGUGCCUCCAGCCGCUCCAGUGCCUACACCCGGAGGGAGAACCGGUUAGCCGCCCUCAGCAGCAGAGCAGAAGAGGAGAGUAACAGGGACUAUAAAAAAUUAUACGAAAGCGCCCUGUCUGAAAAUCAAAAGCUGAAGUCAAAACUGCAAGAAGCCCAGCUUGAGUUGGCUGACAUCAAAUCGAAGUUGGAAAAAGUAGCCCAGCAGAAACAGGAGAAAACUUCUGACCGGUCCAGCAUGUUGGAGAUGGAGAAAAGGGAGAAGCGAGCCCUGGAGCGGAAACUCUCUGAAAUGGAAGAGGAGAUGAAGAAUCUCCACCAGCUCAAACAGAUUCACACUCUGAGGCAGAUGAAUGAGCAACUGCUGGCUGAAAACAGGGCUCUGACCCGGGUCGUAGCCAGGCUUUCUCUGCCUGCCAAGCCCUCCGAAUCAGAGGAGCUGUAGCUGCUUUCCCUCCGGCUCAUCUCGCCUCCCUCUUCCACUCUUCCAGGCAGGUCUCCACUCCCUUGGCCGGGCUCUUCCCCCUCACCUCGUUGCUCUCGAGGGUGUCUGAUGAAGCUUGUGGCUUAAAAGCAGCAUGUGGCAAAGGAUCCUCCGAAAGCCAAAAGCAUGGUGUUACUGCCCGGCUGAAGGCAGGGUUUCGCUGGAGGCUCUGUUCAGUCCUGCUGACUUUUGCUCUGCUUGGCAGAUGAUGCUCACCUCGCCAUUUUACUAACCGACUGCAUCAGGGGGUUGCCUUGUCCCUAUGGAUGGGGUCCACAUCUCCCAUCAUCCAGGAGAGAAAUAAGAGGACAGGCUCCCUGCCUUGGUCUGAAGGCACAGGGCUGGGUGGACGGCGCUGAGAUGGCUACUGAGGAGUGAUGGAUCAGCUGCUUCCCUGUGGCUUAAUGCUGGCAGAUGGCUUUGGGGUGGCUUGUCAGUGCCAAUCACAGAAUCACUAAGGUUGGAAAAGACCUGUAAGAUCAUCAAGUCCAACCAUCAACUAACACCACCAUGCCCAUUAAACCAUGUCCCACAAUGCCUCGUCCACACGUUCCUCAAUGGGUUAGCCAGCAGCCCCUUCCCCAUUACCUUACCCCAAAGUAGGUGUUUUGUGCUAUGUGUCUGCUCAUAUUCUUUUUCAGUUGGACUUAGUUCAGUGAGAAGCUGGCCCCCAGCAAAUAAGAUUAUCCAAAGUCAGAAUGAACAAUGUAAUAAAUUUCUAGGGAUAUUAUACAAAGUGCACAUUUUAGACAGAAAGGUGAUUUUUAGAAAACCUACAACUGGGCAGUCCUCAGCAGGUUUUCUUGGUCACUUGAGCAAAGAGAACAAGCUCCGUCCCUCAUUUUAAAGAGAGUCUGAGUUCAGUUUUUGAGUCCGAGUUCACAGGCUGCAGCAUCCCCUCUGCCUCCCGCGGUCUGGCUAUGAGGCAGGUGAAGCGAUCGGAGACCGACCAGACGCAUACUCUUUUUUCAUCUUCUGUUUUAAAUUCAGUGCAAAGCAAUUAGUGUCUGAAAUCCAAGGAUGAGCCUUCCGUAAGCUUUGUUCUUGCACAUCACGCACUUAAAUUACAUCCUUUCUUGCUACUUCAUUGGUUCGGUGCUAAAAUAAAGCGUAAAUGCUUCUUUCCUAGGGCCCUGCCUGUCUUUUGCAGGUUAGUAGGGAUGUUCAGAUCCCUUCAGAUGUAGCUAUUUUUUUAAAAAAGGAAGAAGCAGUAUGCUCUCAUGGGCUGGAAGUGGCACUCAGGUAUAAAAAAAUCUAUUCUUAGCACACAAAUUAUAUCAAGGAUGAUUAACCGUAGAAACAAACUAACCGAGGGAAUUGUGGCUUCCCCUUUCCGGGAGUCUCAGUUCAAGACCACACGUGUAUCACAGUGGCUGAGAGAGGGGGUGUUUCAUGUUAUGUGGCCUGAAUUGUGCAGAUGGUCAGGUUAAAUGAUCUCACCAUCUUUCUGGUUUAAAUCUGCGAAAGUAUUCCCAAACGUGUCACUGGUUCAUUCCUUCUCAUAAGCGGUGAGUUUAAGUCAUUCUCCUUCCCAACGUGCUUUGAGAUCUGAGAGGGAAAAUUGAGUAAAACUAUUUCCAGACUUGGAGAAAUAAUGUUUCACAACUGUAAGUCACCGGUCUCUCUCCUUCUCCUCGGAAAUACUCACAUUAUCAUUUUCCCCCUGCUAACAACCGUCUGCUCUGACAUGCCUUGUCUCUUGCGCAGGCUGGCUGAGACAUGGGUGGACUGAUCCUUCCCAGCUCGCUUAUAGGUUUGCAGUUCACUGCUGGUGUCCGAGCUGGAGAAGAGCCGCGUGUCUGCAAGCUCUGCUGAUUUUUUUUCAACUCUUUUAGUAGGUCUAACACAGGAUGUUGCUGGUACCUGUAAACCGUGUCUCACCGGUGUCUGUAGACAUCACAGCUAUACAGUAAUGUCACUGUUUUAAACUCUGACAGAUUUACCACGCUCUUGCAGCAGUGGUGCUUUUCAACGAAUCUCAUUUUCCAAAAUCCACGUAAUUUCUGAACUGCCACCUUCUCCGGUGUCACAGGUAGCACACAGCACCACUGCUCGGACCAACCUCUAGCCCAAAACUCACUUUACACCAACACUGCCCCAUGGUCAGCUUCACCAUCCCCUGCGGGCAGUGCCACAUCCCUCCUUACCAUUUCCAAUGAGACAUUUAUAAAGCUUCAGUUUUCAGGCCCCUGCAUUACCAGCCUGCUUCACGUGCAGUUUAUUUUACCGGACUCAAGGCUGCUUUGCUUCGAAGGGAGGAAUGCCCUUGGCCUGGGAGGAAUGAAAUCUUACAAGGUUGAUUUUUAGUUUUCAGAAAGCUUCACUGGAACCUGAUGGACUAGGGUUAUAGCUGGGAAACUUUUCAAGAAGCACUAGCUUUACAUGUACUUAUGCUCCUUCCUUUUUGAAUAAAUCACCAAAGUUGCACCGAGGCAUGUGUGUAAGGCAUAGCCACCAUCAGAGCUUCCAGUAAGCUGUAGAACUGGGAUGGUUGCUCCCUGAUUUUGCUUCUGGAAACCUGUGACAGAUUAUCUCUACCAAAGCAAGUGGCAGAACUUCAUAUCACUGCCUUACUACAGUGAUGGACACAUUCAAGACUGCAAGGCCACCGCAGGCAGUGACAUAGAGAGGACAGGGACUGUCCAUCUGCAGACUGCAAUAGGUGGUUGAACUGUCACAGUGCACUGGACUGGAAGGCACUGUGCUGCGUUGUGGGUGUUAGAUGAAGCUCAGGAGGAAACGGAGGAGUGCGGGAGUGAGACAGCAAGUGCUCUCCCCGUUUCUCUGGGCUCCCGAGCACUUUGGUGAUGGGUGAUGCCUCUCAUUUGGCCGUGAGAAAUUGCAUAAGGAGUCACGACUGCUGUUCUGGUGACAGCCCUGUCAUGGAGAUGUGCCUGUCGCACCACCGAGUCCAGUGAGACACUUUUCAGCAUCUCUAGCUGAAGCUCCAGCGAGCCCAUCACAUAGUUUUACCCUUAUCCAAAAUCCCACCAUGCUGCGCUUUCCCCCUCCGCUCCCUCUUGCAAAACCUCCCGUCUGGAGCAUCCACCGCCAGCGCCAGCAGGGACGGGGUUGGGCGCGGUGGGGCCAGGCAUGGCUUGGCCUGACUGUGAAAGGAGGGAAUUGCUUCAGCAGGAGCAGUGGGAGCUGGCAUCUGCCCCGGGAGCUGCCUGCGCUCGGUGGCGGUGGUCGUGGAAGGGCUGCAGAUGAGAGGAACAGGCAGGAGGCUGUGGUCAGAGCUGAAAUGCCAGCUUAGGGGGAAGGAGAAGGUUUAGUGGGGAUUUUGAAUUUGGGGGAAUUCCCCUAAGAUCCACCUUGGCAGAGAGAAGUCAUCGCUAAGCUCAUACUGGUGCCGUUUAUACCUGCAUGUGACCCCGCUCCACCCUGGCCUGUUCCAGCAGUCUCUGGGGCUGCUCACCCUCAGGGUUGCUGGCACCCAUGGUGCGAGUUACACCUCUGUGUCACACCCCGAGACGGGCAGCGCGGGGUCUCCUUCCAGGCCCCGAACGGCUGGCAACAGCCCACAGAAGGUCACCUGCCCGCAGGGUGGGAAGCAGGGGGAGUCAGGAGGGAUUUUUGCCAAUGAGAAAUGCUGGAAAGGUCUUGUCGAAAUUAUUUCCUUCUCUAUUUCCAACUAAAAGCUUUCUGGCUUUUGUCUGUGUUGCGACCCUUGGUUGAGCUCCAGCAUUCAAAAUUGAGCACCAAGGAGGUAUCAUCUCCAGCGUC